Molecule: messenger RNA, 3320 nt
Organism: Arvicanthis niloticus (Nile rat)
Lineage: Eukaryota; Metazoa; Chordata; Mammalia; Rodentia; Muridae
Gene: Psmd5
Product: proteasome 26S subunit, non-ATPase 5
Biological process (GO): proteasome assembly
Cellular component (GO): cytosol
Source: RefSeq, a predicted model, not a curated record
GGAACCUGGUAGGUGGGCGGGCUGACGGGAGCCAGGAAGAUGGCGGCGCAGGCUGUAUCGCUCCUGCGGGAGGUGGCCCGGCUGGAGGCGCCGCUGGAGGAACUGCGUGCGCUGCAGUCAGUGGUGCAGGCUGUGCCGCUCCACGAGCUUCGCGAGCAGGCGGCGGAGCUACGCCUCCGCCCGCUGUUCUCCUUGCUUAACCAGAACAAUCGAUUGGAAGAAUUGUUGAAAAUUCAGAAGCUGUUACUGAGAUUCUGAAUAAUGCUGAACUGUUGAAAGAGAUUGUUUAUUGCAUUGGUGGAGAGAAUCUAUCUGUUGCUAAAGCGGCUAUUAAGUCCCUGUCAAGAAUAUCACUAACCCAAGCUGGACUGGAAGCUCUAUUUGAAAGUAAUUUGCUGGAUGAUUUGAAAAAUGUAAUGAAGACAAAUGAUAUUGUUCGUUACAGGGUAUAUGAGCUAAUUAUAGAUAUUUCUUCUGUGUCGUCAGAAUCUUUAAACUACUGUGCCACAAGUGGACUGGUGACCCAGCUCCUAAAAGAGCUGACGGGUGAGGACGUGUUAGUCAGAGCCACCUGUAUAGAAAUGGUGACGACACUAGCAUAUACCCAUCACGGACGACAAUACCUUGCUCAAGAAGGAGUCAUUGACCAGAUAUCCAAUAUAAUUGUUGGUGCAGAUUCAGACCCUUUCUCUGGCUUCUAUCUGCCAGGAUUUGUGAAGUUUUUUGGAAACCUGGCCAUCAUGGAUAGUCCUCAGCAGAUCUGUGAGCGCUACCCUGUUUUUCUGGAGAAAGUGUUUGAAAUGGCGGAUAGUCAAGACCCCACUAUGAUUGGUGUAGCUGUAGACACAGUUGGAAUCCUGGGAUCCAGUGUUGAAGGAAAACAAGUUUUACAGAAGACAGGAACCCGCUUUGAACACCUCCUCAUGAGAAUAGGAUAUCAAGCAAAGAAUGCUUCCACAGAAUUGAAAAUUAGGUGCUUAGAUGCAGUUUCCUCUCUUCUGUAUUUAUCACCUGAGCAGCAGACUGAUGACUUCCUGGGAAUGACAGAAUCCUGGUUUUCCUCCGUGUCUCGGGACUCCCUGGAGCUCUUCCGUGCUAUCAGUAACCAGCCCUUCCCUGAACUGCACUGCGCUGCCUUGAAAGUGUUCACAGCUAUUGCAAACCAGCCCUGGGCUCAGAGACUUAUGUUUAACAGUCCAGGUUUUGUAGAAUUUGUCAUGGACCGGUCUGUGGAACAUGACAAAGCUUCAAAGGAUGCCAAAUAUGAACUGGUAAAAGCUCUUGCCAAUUCCAAGACAAUUGCAGAGAUCUUUGGGAACUCAAAUUAUUUGAGGCUCAGAACGUACCUAAGUGAAGGUCCGUACUACGUGAAACCUGUUGCCACAACAGCAGUGGAAGGAGCUGACUGAUUGCUUUCCGUCUAAGACAGCAGAAUUUCUCAAGACACGUGAUUCCAACUGUGCUCCACACUGCAGGAUGUCUGUCUUCCCAGAGCUACCAUGGAGUGUGACACAGCCUCACCAUCAGCAGUGUUGUCCCCAGCGCUUAGGCCGCAGUGAAAGCUGCAGGAACCUGAAAGCACUCCAGCUUUCUGGAGUCCUCUGGCUACUGGAGUCUUUACUGCAAGGUCAAGGUUUGUUUUCUCAAAGUUUCCAUGGGCACACUCAUGACCUCAUUUAAAAAUAAAAUGAAGCCAAAUGAUUCUGGAUUCUCUUAACCACAUUUUCUUUUUCCUUACCUGAUUUUGCCUCAAAAUCUUAGGUAUCUUGGGUAGUCUCUAAAAAUAAGUCAUUUAGAAUCAUCGAAUUAUAUUAUUUGUAUACAAGGAAUAAAUAGUUUUAAUAAGAUUUCUUGGUUACUUUUCCUUUGAAAAUAAAAUAAAUCUAAAACUUGUUUGGCAUUGGUACUUUGGCUGUGUGUCACUUUUACCAUGUUGUAGUUACAGGGAAGGGCGUGUGAUAAUGCCUUGACCAGAAAGUUUCCUUAACUAUUGUUGUAUUCAUUGGUGGGUCAUCAUCAUGGGUUGGGGGGUAAUUUUUCAGAUAUGAAGUCUAGUCUUGAGGUGAUCAGAGAGACACUCUGGCUCCUAAUGUCCAUAGUCAGAAGAGAAGGGACAGCAUGUACAAACCAAGGUGCCCUGUCAGAAGGGACAGUAUAUACAAACUAACAUGCCAUGUACACUGUUUUGCAAAUGUUUAUUCCUUCUUUACCUUUUCCCAGUGUUACUUUAUCUUAACAACAAAGCUCUUGACACACAAAAAACACUUGUCCAGGGUUUCUGCGUGAGCUUGUCAGUGACGGUUUAGAACCAGGCCCUGUUUCUUUUAGGCUGUGCUGAGGUCCUAUAACAUGAUUCUCUAAUGACUGGAAUCCUGGUCCAGUUGCAUCAUUUUUCCGCCGCCAACUCUUGAGUUUUCUUUCUCUAUACUUGAUCAUCUCUCUACAGCCAAUGUCACGUUAGGCUACAGCUAGAUACUUCCUGGCAUAAAAUAUUCAAAGUGACUUUUGUUUUAAUGAUAUACGUGUUUAUAAAUAUAUCACAUGGUGAAAUAAAAUAAACUAUUGUAAGUGUACUUUUAUUAUAUAUGUGUAGAUGUACAGUGAUUAUUGCUGUCCCUCUCCAAAACUGUCUUAUCUUUCAAAACUAAAGUUUUAUAUCCACUAAAUGGUAAUUCCUCCCGCUGCUGCCAGCCACCAUCCCAAGUCAGGCUGUUGACUUGUUUUUAACUUCAGGAUUCAGAGGCGUGCCCUCUCUCCUGUGUAUGGCAUGUAUACUCAUUCUGCUUUAUUUUGUUUUGUUUUCCUGAGACAGGUCUUCUCUUGUAUCCCUGAGUUCCUGGCUGUCCUAGAACUCACUAUGAUUCACCUGCCUCUGACUCUCAAGUGCUAUAAUUAAAGGUGUGCGCCACCAACUCUUAUUCUGCUUUUGUUUUGAUUUUUUUAUUCAGAUUUUAAAAGAACGAUAAGUUAUUAUUUUGCGUUUCAUAAGUGUGGUUUGAAUAGGUUUGACCACCAGAGAUCCAUGUGUUUGAAUGCUUGGCCCAUAGGGAAUAUCACUAUCAGGAGGUGUGGCCUGGCUGGGGUAGGCGUGGUCUUGUUGGAGGAAAUGUGUCACUGUGGGUGCUGAGCUUUGAGGUCUCCUAUGCUCAGACUCCACCGAAGGGUGGAACAGAGUCUCCUGGCUACCUUCUGAUCAAGAUGUAAAAUUUUCAGUAUUCCGGCACCAUGUCUGCCUGCAAACUGCUAUGCUUCUUGCUAUGAUGAUAAUGAACUUAACAUCUGAAACUGUAAGCCAGCCCCAAUUAAAUGUUUGCCUUUCU